This is a messenger RNA of Suncus etruscus (white-toothed pygmy shrew), 1180 nucleotides long. It is a transcript of the gene CNIH2, whose product is annotated as cornichon family AMPA receptor auxiliary protein 2. NCBI's taxonomy places the organism in Eukaryota, Metazoa, Chordata, Mammalia, Eulipotyphla, Soricidae. Gene Ontology annotation, biological process: vesicle-mediated transport; regulation of AMPA receptor activity. The record is from RefSeq and is a predicted model, not a curated record. The transcript has 6 exons. The coding region runs from base 120 to 602 and encodes 160 amino acids. Gene Ontology annotation, cellular component: dendrite; synapse.
CCCGCGUCGCCCCCGGCCCGCGGGCCAUGUCCGGCCGGCCCUGAGCGCGGCCCGGGGGGCGUCCCGUUGCCCCGGGCCCCGCGCUGGCGCCCCCCGGGCCGCUGCCCGCCGCGGGGGCCAUGGCGUUCACCUUCGCCGCGUUCUGCUACAUGCUCACCCUGGUGCUCUGCGCCUCCCUCAUCUUCUUUGUCAUCUGGCACAUCAUAGCCUUUGACGAGCUGCGGACCGACUUCAAGAACCCCAUCGACCAGGGGAACCCGGCGCGGGCACGCGAGCGCUUGAAAAACAUCGAGCGCAUCUGCUGCCUCCUGCGGAAGCUGGUGGUCCCAGAAUAUUCCAUCCACGGCCUCUUCUGCCUGAUGUUCCUCUGCGCGGCCGAGUGGGUGACCCUGGGCCUCAACAUCCCCCUCCUCUUCUACCACCUCUGGAGGUACUUCCACCGCCCUGCCGACGGCUCCGAGGCCAUGUAUGACGCAGUCUCCAUCAUGAACGCGGACAUCCUCAACUACUGCCAGAAGGAGUCCUGGUGCAAACUCGCCUUCUACCUGCUCUCCUUCUUCUAUUAUCUGUACAGUAUGGUUUAUACGUUGGUGAGUUUCUAAGGGGGAAGCCGGCCAGGGAGCGAGCCCAGAACGGACCGGACGCCUGUGCACCCCCAGCCCUGCCCCUCGGCAUAGAGGCCUCAGCCCUGAGGAGGGAGGGGGCACUGGUGCCCCCCCCACCUACUCUCUACCCCCAAACUGCUGCUGCGGGGACCCCCGCCUUCAGAGCCCUGCUCUCGGACUAGAGCCAGGCAGGGCUCUCUGCCAGCCUGCGGGCACCGGGUCAGUCCUGGGGGGGCAGGACCUCUGGCCUGGCCCACUUGGGGGGGGAACCUGGGCUCUGCCAAGGGGCAGAGCCUGACCUGAGGUCAUUCCCCUCCACACCCACCCUGAGGCUCCCCCUGCAGGUGGGGGCCACCCACACCAGGAAUGAGCAGGCUCAGCAGGGGGGUAGCCCCACCCCUAGUCUGCCCUCUCCCCUCCCCCAGGCUCUCUCCCAACAAACCCCUCCCCUGUCCCCUUGUGCCCCUGUUCCCAUCCUCCACCUUGUGGCCCCUUUUCUAUGUUGCCUGGGGGAGUCCGGCACCCCCUCCCCGGCCAUUUGUGAGAAAAUAUGAAUAAACUACUGCAAUCAUGUA